AUGAGCUUAUUCUUGGAGCAUCAAAAAACCCAUGUCAAAAAUGUUCUUGCCAGUCUUAUCCAAUUUUCUAAGGAAGUUGAUCAUCAUCACGACUCACCGCCAUCGCAACUGAUUGGAUUCAUGUUCGACAUUGCGUGUUCAUCCAUGAUAGACAUGGCUUAUGAAUUUGGUGUUCCUACAUAUAUGUUUUCCACGAUGAGUUUAGGGUUCAUAAAGCUUUUGUUCCACCUCCAAACGCUUCAUGAUGAGCAUAACAUAGACUUAACCGAGUUGACGAAUGACUCAGAAGUUGAGUUAGUCUUGCCGAGUUUUGCCAACGUUGUUCCUAGUAGUGUCUUGCCUAUUUUUGUUACGGACCACGUUGUGUUCUCCUUCUUUCUCAAUCAACUGAGAAAUAUUGGAGAAUUAGCAAAAGGUUUUAUUAUAAACACUUCCAUCGAGUUGGAAUCACAUGUGAUCAGCUCUAUGUUUAAUGCUAGUUUGCCUACCAUUUAUCUUGUGGGACCCAUACUAAAUGUGGUGAGUGAUGAUGAUGACAACAACGACAGGGAAUUGAUCAAGUGGCUUGAUGAUCAGCCCACAUCAUCUACAGUGUUCCUAUGCUUCAGGAACAUGGGGGCUUCAAUGAGGCUGAAGUAA
This is a messenger RNA of Ziziphus jujuba (common jujube), 639 nucleotides long. RefSeq names its product anthocyanidin 3-O-glucosyltransferase 6. The transcript has a single exon. NCBI's taxonomy places the organism in Eukaryota, Viridiplantae, Streptophyta, Magnoliopsida, Rosales, Rhamnaceae. The record is from RefSeq and is a predicted model, not a curated record. Bases 1 to 639 code for a protein of 212 amino acids.